Messenger RNA from Vombatus ursinus (common wombat), 780 nucleotides. Its product is annotated as late histone H2B.L4-like. Gene Ontology annotation, cellular component: nucleosome. Bases 397 to 768 code for a protein of 123 amino acids. The transcript is spliced from 2 exons. The record is from RefSeq and is a predicted model, not a curated record. NCBI's taxonomy places the organism in Eukaryota, Metazoa, Chordata, Mammalia, Diprotodontia, Vombatidae. Gene Ontology annotation, molecular function: structural constituent of chromatin; DNA binding; protein heterodimerization activity.
GGGAUUCAAACUCUUGUCUCUUCUGACUCUAAGCCCAGCAUUUCCACCAGAAUACCAGGCUAGUUUUCCAUGUACCAUGCAUAAUGGAAUCUUAUGGCAUUAAAAAUGUAUGCAUUUAUAGGAGUCAAUCUUAAAAAGAGUCCCUCCUUUGCACCCUGUGUGUGGUACCUGCCCCUGAUUCUGGCUUGGCCUGAAAGUUUGGUAGGAAAGCAGUAUUUCUCACCAACCCUUCCUUGGGAUCUUGCCUUAGAGUCCUCAGGCUGGAGUUGAGCUAUGCCCCUCCCCUAAUUGCCUGCCCCUCCCAGGUGUUCUCCCUCUGUGAAGCACCUUGGUCAGGUGAGCUGCUCUCACAUAAGUGGCUUUCCCCAGAGCCACUGGGGAGAGGCUACCUCAAAAAUGAGUGGUGAGGUUGGACAGCAACAGCAGCCACCACUGUCUGGGAGUCGCCGAGCCCCAGGGGGGAAAAAGUCCAAGCGGAGGGGCCACCGAAAGGAGACCUACUCAGUGUACAUCUACAAGGUGUUGAAACAGGUACACCCAGACAUUGGCAUCUCUUCCAGGGCCAUGAGCAUCAUGAACUCACUGGUGAACGAUGUGUUCGAGCGGCUGGCAGGGGAGGCAGCCCGGCUGGCCCAGUACUCGGGCCGGACCACCCUGACUUCUCGGGAGGUCCAGACAGCUGUACGUUUGCUGCUACCUGGGGAACUGGCCAAACACGCUGUGUCUGAGGGCACCAAGGCUGUCACCAAAUAUACCAGCUCUAAGUGAGCUUGUACCUUA